Messenger RNA from Mangifera indica (mango), 303 nucleotides. RefSeq names its product auxin-responsive protein SAUR23-like. Gene Ontology annotation, biological process: response to auxin. The transcript has a single exon. The coding region runs from base 1 to 303 and encodes 100 amino acids. The record is from RefSeq and is a predicted model, not a curated record. Lineage: Eukaryota; Viridiplantae; Streptophyta; Magnoliopsida; Sapindales; Anacardiaceae.
AUGGCCAUUCGUUUUCCUGUUUUUGCACAAGCAAAGCAUAUUUUGUUACAAUCGAAAUUGUUUGCAAAUCAAGCAGCUUCAGUGUCUUCAGAUGUACCAAAAGGGUACCUUGCGGUCUAUGUCGAGGAGAGCCAAAUGAAGCGAUUCUUAAUUCUAGUCUCAUUCUUGAAUCAUUCUUCAUUUCAAGAGUUGCUUAGUCAGGCUGAGGAAGAACUCGGAUUCAGUCAUCCUAUGGGUGGUCUCACAAUUCCUUGCAGAGAAGACAUCUUCAUAAACCUUACUUUUCGCUUAAAUCAAUCAUAA